AUGCCACGGCCCGCGAAACCUCCUAUGACCCUGAAGGAGGCCAAGCGGGCUUACAAGAAAGAGGGGAUCGGAGGGCCCCGAUACACUGCGUCGCAAAUGGCACGCGCAGACAAAUUGGACGCCCGAGAAGAGAAGCGAAAGAAAGAGGUAGAAAAGGAGAGACAACGGGCUGAGAACAAGCGCAAGCGAGAAGAGAAGCUUGAGAGAGAUCGUGUCGCUAGACAGAAGAUGGUAGAGGAAGGCAGAAUCAGUAUUGAGGACACCUGGGGAAAGGUGACGGCGAGUCAACCGAGAUUGAAUAAGUUUUUUGGACGGAAGCCGGCCCUCUUGUCAAACACCAUCAGAGCUGAGCCUGUUUCGGAGAAAGAGGAUAUGCAGGCAACUGAGCCCACUACUGAAGAUCAAGGAGAGAAAACUUCUCUUGAGUCAAACCAACGGCGCCUUUACAUCCACAUGGACGAAGAUUUCACUGAUGGCAUAGAUAACGAGACUUUCCUCAUGCUAUGCGCCACACAGAAGUCCUUUCAAGACGAUCUAUCAACGCGACAGAAUUCACCACCGACAGCUUCGCUCCCAGGAACUCCCUUUCGCGAAUCUCCACUUAGAGCACCAUCAAGAGGUCUGUCCGAAAGCUUCAAUUCUGUGUUCAACGAAAUUGAGGACGAAGAUCUUAUUGCUCUUGCUGAGGAGGUAGAGGCCGAAAUGGCGACGCCGAAGCAAACAGCAACAAUACCAUCGGCGCCCAAAAAGACGAUUCAGAUGGCUCCGCCGCCACUACGGUCCAAGGCUCCGGAAGGACUGCACAAGUCACAAACGGACGCAAAAAAUAAAAGCCAAAAGCCAGAGUUACCAUCGCCGAGACCAAAAGGGAAGAGAAGGCUCCCAUGGGAUCUUCCGAGGGAUGAUUUCAUUGAUCUUGGCCCAUCAACCCAAGCUUUAACUCUGGAGCUGCUAGAGCAGGCGGAAGCGAAAAUGAAGAAGUGA
Molecule: messenger RNA, 984 nt
Organism: Cladophialophora psammophila CBS 110553
Lineage: Eukaryota; Fungi; Ascomycota; Eurotiomycetes; Chaetothyriales; Herpotrichiellaceae
Exons: 1
Coding region: 1-984 (327 amino acids)
Source: RefSeq, a predicted model, not a curated record